CCUCCUGGGCUGAGGAAGACGGGCGGGGUAGGUUGUGCCCGCCGCUCUCGGGCUCUGGUUGCCGUGUCUUUGCAGCAGCCUCUGGGCGGGUAGAGAGGGAGAGGGAGGGGGAAGAGGGAAAAGGAGCCGGAGCUGGGCACUCUGCGGGCGGGCGGGCAAGGCGCUGGCCGCUCCAUGCAGGGAGGGGCGCAGCCGGGCAGGCCAGGGCUGGGGGGCUGCGGCGGGCGCCGAGGGCAGCCAAGGAGGACCUGCCCGGCUGGCUGCCCCAUGCCAUGCCCUACCUCACCCAGGCGAGGCGGCGGGCGAGGAAGGAUGCGCCGCCGGCCACUGCAGUUUGCUGCCCAGCCCUCUCUCUUGCAGCCCAUGCCCUGAAGCAGAAAGUUUGGGGACCGGGGUCUCCCAUCCUCCUUCCCCUCCGAUGACUUUGCCCAAGGACUUCUGCUGCCCAGCCCUGCCUGUGACCUGGCAUCUGGUACCCAGAUCAGAAUGAACUGCUCCAGACAGUAACCAAGGUUUCCUACUCCUUCAGCAUCCCCUUCUUUUUUCUUAAAAUUUCAAUUUCCCAUCUUUUGUUUGUCAAAACUCACUGUCCCCUUUCUGGGUGGGGAGGAGGGAGAACAGUUUUCCCUUAAGAAGACAGUGCUGGAAGGGACCGAUCCCUAAACCGACCCAUAUUCACCAUGAAGAGGUGCAAAUCUGACGAACUGCAGCAACAGCGGGAGGAGGAUGGAGCCGGGCUGGAAGAUGCAACUUGCCACCUGCCCAGCUCGGACCUGAAACCUGGGGAGGUCAUGAGUUCAAAUCCUACUGUGACUCCAGCGACUCCAGAUGUAGGUGCUACCAUGGCGCCCAACCCUGGCCCUCGCAGCAAGCCUCCGGAUUUAAAGAAAAUCCAGCAGCUCUCGGAGGGCUCCAUGUUCGGCCACGGCCUGAAGCAUCUGUUCCACAGUCGAAGGCGGUCCCGGGAACGGGAGCAGCAGCAGCAGCAGCAGACAUCUCAGGACUCCCAGCAGCCGCCGCAGCCGCCGCAGCCGUCGCAGCAGCACGGCAUGUCAGACCAUGACUCCCCGGACGAGAAAGAGCGCUCCCCAGAGAUGCACCGGGUCUCCUACGCCAUGUCCCUGCACGACCUGCCUGCUCGGCCCACUGCCUUCAACCGGGUGCUGCAACAGAUCCGCUCCCGCCCCUCCAUUAAGAGGGGGGCCAGCCUGCACAGCAGCGGCGGGGGCGGCGGCGGGGGCAGCGGCAGCAGCCGCAGAACCAAGAGCAGCUCUCUGGAGCCCCAGCGGGGCAGCCCUCACCUGCUGCGCAAGGCCCCCCAGGACAGCAGCCUGACGGCCAUCUUGCACCAACACCAGUGUCGACCCCGGUCUUCUUCCACCACUGACACUGCCCUGCUGUUGGCAGAGGGCGGCAAUGCCUAUUUUUUGGCCGAGGAGUCCGAGGGUCUCUCGGAUAAGGCAGACAAGAGUGACCUCGUUGCACUUCCCGGUGGCCCUGGCCAUGGCGACUCAGAUGGCCCCAUCAGCCUGGAUGUCCCUGAAGGGACCCCAGAUCCCCACCGGACCAAGGCCGCCAUUGAACACCUGCACCAGAAGAUUCUCAAAAUCACAGAGCAGAUUAAGAUUGAGCAGGAGGCCCGGGAUGACAACGUGGCCGAGUACUUGAAGCUGGCCAACAAUGCGGACAAGCAGCAGGUGUCACGUAUCAAACAGGUGUUUGAGAAGAAGAACCAGAAGUCAGCCCAGACCAUCGCCCAGCUGCACAAGAAGCUAGAGCAUUACCACCGGAGACUGAAAGAGAUUGAACAGAAUGGGCCCUCUCGGCAGCCCAAAGAUGUCCUGAGGGACAUGCAGCAGGGGCUGAAGGACGUGGGUGCCAACAUGCGGGCGGGCAUCAGUGGCUUCGGGGGUGGUGUGGUAGAGGGCGUCAAGGGGAGCCUCUCAGGGCUCUCCCAGGUGACCCACACAGCCGUGGUGUCCAAGCCCCGGGAGUUCGCAAGCCUCAUCCGUAAUAAAUUUGGCAGUGCGGACAAUAUCGCCCACCUGAAGGACCCGCUUGAGGAUGGCCACCCAGAGGAGGCAGCCAGGGCUCUAAGUGGCAGUGCCACGCUGGUAUCCAGUCCCAAGUAUGGGAGUGACGACGAGUGUUCCAGUGCAAGUGCCAGCUCUGCCGGGGCAGGCAGUAACUCUGGGGCAGGGGCCGGUGGGGGACUAGGGAGCCCCAAGUCCAACACUCUGUAUAGUCACCCCAACAACCUAGAUACCCUUCUGGAAGAGCUGCGAGAGAUCAAGGAGGGGCAAUCACACCUGGAGGACUCCAUGGAAGACUUGAAGACUCAGCUCCAGCGAGACUAUACUUACAUGACACAGUGCCUACAGGAGGAACGCUACAGGUAUGAGCGCCUAGAAGAGCAGUUGAAUGACCUGACGGAACUGCACCAAAACGAGAUGACCAAUUUGAAGCAGGAGUUGGCCAGCAUGGAAGAGAAAGUGGCCUACCAGUCCUAUGAGAGGGCCCGAGACAUCCAGGAGGCGGUGGAGUCCUGCCUGACCAGAGUCACCAAGCUGGAGCUCCAGCAGCAGCAGCAACAGGUGGUCCAGCUGGAGGGUGUAGAGAACGCCAAUGCCCGAGCCCUGCUGGGCAAGUUCAUCAAUGUGAUCUUGGCACUGAUGGCCGUGCUCUUAGUGUUCGUCUCCACCAUAGCCAACUUCAUCACGCCUCUCAUGAAGACCCGGCUCCGCAUUGCCAGCACUGCCCUCCUCGUCCUUGUCCUCUUCCUCCUCUGGAAACACUGGGACUCCCUGAGCUACCUCCUGGAGCAUGUGGUACUGCCCAGCUGAGCUCCCAGGCAGCUUCCAUUCCCUAGAGGGGAGACCCAGAUACCUGGCCUACCUUGGAUUUCUUCCUGUGUUUGGUUCAGGCUCUCACCUCAGAUUCCCGCACUCUGUUGCCCCCCUCGUCUUCCCUUUGUUUCUUUCAUAGCCAAUAAUGUUUCUUCCUUCCCUUAGGGAAAGCCGUCCCAGGGUAUAUUGGAAGCUGACGGCUUCCCUCCCUCAGCAGGGAUGUGGGGACUGUACAGAGUGAGGAAGAAAAGCAGGGAUUGUAUUUAUGCGAUUAUUUAAAAGACUUCAGAGACCUUCUUCCUGCUGGCCUAGAGAUGGCCCCAAGAGCCCCAAAGGCUACUGAGAGAAGGAGGGAGAGAGUGGGGAGGUCUCUGCUCUGAGUCCCUUGAGAGAAAACUCUCACAGAGACCUCUCUCCAUUUGAGCUCAGGACAAAGAUGGGCAAGCUGACCAAACGGGAGACAGGAAAUGGGAGACCCCUGAGGUUUUAGGAGAAGCCACUGGAGAGAAGAGGUCUUUGAAGGGGCAGGAAGUGUUCCCCGUACCCUCAGAUGUCUGCGGGGUAAAAGGGGACCCAGGGGAGCUGGUUCCCAAGCCUGGCUCAGCAAAGCUGAAGCCUGGGAUGCACAGGGUCCAGACUGGAGGAUGAGAGCCCUGGGUCUUGGGAAUUGUGAGUCCAUUUCUUGCUGUCAUUGACUUGUCAUUUUCAGGGAAAUGGAGCCCCCUUUCCCCGGAUCCUAAGCCUCAGGUCUCAGGCACUUGUAAGCGCUGUUGAUUUAUUUAUUUAUUUAUUGAUGACUACAUCUCUUCUUCCCAUCUGGAAUUCCAAGGAGGCCCACUACCCCCCCCCCUCAAUUUUUUUUCUUCUUGUCUUCUUUCCCUGAAACCAGGGUUUUACCUUGGGGAUUCCCAUCGGGGUGGUACUAGCACCUCAGAACAAUUUACUUUCUGAACCACUGAGUCCAGAGUGGGAUCCACGUUAUCAAACCCCCUUUACCUUGUGGGAGCAGUACUCCAGCUGGGACAGGACUCAAGCCUUGGCCUCCAUUUUUUAUGUCUAUUUAUUUGUACACGUGUGUGUAUGCGAGUGUGUGUGUUUGGGGUUGUUGGUUGUUUUUUUUUUUAAGUCACUGAAGUGUUGUGUGUGGUUGCUGUUCACAGUCUCCGCCUUCCCAUUGGCACUUCCAGAGAAAAGGGGGUUUCUGGGAGAAGGAGGAAUGGAAUCCCCAGGGGUUUGGGUGAUCCCUGCCCACUUUGGAACUUGACUGGGGAUCUCAAAAGAAAUAAAGAUCCUCCCUGAAUUCUCAAACUCA
Messenger RNA from Monodelphis domestica (gray short-tailed opossum), 4158 nucleotides. RefSeq names its product transmembrane and coiled-coil domain family 2 (gene TMCC2). Lineage: Eukaryota; Metazoa; Chordata; Mammalia; Didelphimorphia; Didelphidae. Gene Ontology annotation, biological process: amyloid precursor protein metabolic process. Gene Ontology annotation, cellular component: endomembrane system. The record is from RefSeq and is a predicted model, not a curated record.